Molecule: messenger RNA, 960 nt
Organism: Conger conger (European conger)
Lineage: Eukaryota; Metazoa; Chordata; Actinopteri; Anguilliformes; Congridae
Product: putative olfactory receptor 10J6
Exons: 1
Coding region: 1-960 (319 amino acids)
Biological process (GO): G protein-coupled receptor signaling pathway
Cellular component (GO): membrane
Molecular function (GO): olfactory receptor activity; G protein-coupled receptor activity
Source: RefSeq, a predicted model, not a curated record
AUGGAGAAUGGAUCAGCGGUGACAUCAUUCAUAUUGAAUGCAUACAGUGAAUUUGAAGACCACAGAUAUGGAUACUUCACAAGUUUCCUGCUAUUGUUCAUCAUUUUGUUAUUAACUAAUAUAAUUCUUAUCACAGUAAUUUGCAUUGAGAGAGAUCUCCAUGAACCCAUGUAUUUCUUUGUGUGUAAUUUAGCUGUGAAUGGAAUUUAUGGCACUAUAUCUUUAUUUCCAUCAGUACUUGCUAAUUUAGUGUCUAAUACUUAUGUGAUAUCACUGUCUGCUUGCCUUUUACAGAUAUUUUGUAUACAAACAUAUGGUUCAGUUGAAUUUAGCAUUUUAGCAGUCAUGGGCUAUGAUCGGUAUGUUGCAAUUUGUCACCCAUUACACUAUCGGCAAUUAAUGUCUCAUAGAAAAGUCUGUGCACUUAUAGCAUUGUCCUGGAUUUAUCCGUGUGUUGUUUUUCUAGUGUAUUUUCUAUUAUCUGUACAACUUACAUUUUGUGAGAGGACCAUAGAAAAGGUGUAUUGUAUUAAUUUUGAAUUAAUCAAGCUGUCUUGUUUUGAAACUUAUAUUCAGAACAUAGUAGGCCUAGCAGUGGCUUUUUCAGUAAUUGUUCCGCAGCUGCUCAUGAUACUAUUUUCCUACGCACAAAUACUCCGAAUCUGCCUCAAUGCGUCAAAGGAAUCUCAGGCCAAAGCCAUUCAAACCUGCACCCCUCACUUACUGGCUGUAAUUAACUAUGCAAUGGGAGUCCUGUUUGAAAUUAUUUCAAGUCGUUUCAACAUGAGUCAUGUUCCACAUAAAGCUCGCAUUUUCAUGUCCCUACAUUUUGUGAUAUUCCCCCCAUUGUGCAAUCCUGUUGUUUAUGGGAUUACUAUUCAAGCUAUCAGGGUUCAGAUUUUCAAACUGUUUGCUACCUGCAAAAAUAAUUUAACACAACAGCAGGUGAUGAUAAAGUAG